Messenger RNA from Hyposmocoma kahamanoa, 523 nucleotides. RefSeq names its product protein lethal(2)essential for life-like. The coding region runs from base 17 to 478 and encodes 153 amino acids. Gene Ontology annotation, biological process: response to heat; protein refolding. The record is from RefSeq and is a predicted model, not a curated record. Lineage: Eukaryota; Metazoa; Arthropoda; Insecta; Lepidoptera; Cosmopterigidae. Gene Ontology annotation, molecular function: protein folding chaperone. The transcript is spliced from 3 exons.
CAUAAAAUAGUAAAUUAUGUCUCUACUUCCAUAUUUAUUGGAACGUCGACGCGCUUUCGAAUUGGGCUACGACGACGAUUUGCUGCAUGCGGUGACGUCGUCCCUGAUGAGUGGUGAUGUGCCAUGGCGUACUGUUUCUCAAGGUUUAACUCACACGUCAAAGAACAAGUUUCAAAUAAACCUCGACGUGCUCCACUUCUCGCCGGACGAAAUCUCUGUACGGACGGACGGGGGGUUCGUUAUCGUGGAAGGCAGGCACGACGAGAAACGUGAUGAGCACGGCUGGGUGGCACGCCAUUUCACGAGGAGGUAUGCUCUUCCAGAAGGCUGUACUGAAGAUUCGGUCCAGUCUCGCCUGUCCUCUGAUGGUGUUCUGACAGUGACGGCGAUGCUGGACGCGCCACAGGCUAACGAGCGCGUCGUGCCCAUCGUUUGCACUGGGCCGGUGCGACAGCAGGGCUCGGACGUUAAGCUAUAAAGCCUUCGCUUGACGGUUUAUGCCAAUAAAAUUAAGUUUGCUUAA